Molecule: messenger RNA, 2109 nt
Organism: Penicillium cataractarum
Lineage: Eukaryota; Fungi; Ascomycota; Eurotiomycetes; Eurotiales; Aspergillaceae
Product: fungal specific transcription factor domain-containing protein
Exons: 8
Coding region: 1-2109 (702 amino acids)
Biological process (GO): DNA-templated transcription
Cellular component (GO): nucleus
Molecular function (GO): zinc ion binding; DNA binding
Source: RefSeq, a predicted model, not a curated record
AUGUCGCAGGUGUCAAAACAAGGCUGUCACUUCUGGGUAGAACGCGUUGAAGGCACGCCACAGAAUAGUCAGGAUAUUCUUCUUACUCCAGACGACGGUAUUCCUGGAGGGACAUCCGGAACUUUCCCCCAGUCAACCUCAACAGAGGUUGUUGGAAAGCAAGGCACUCCGCAAUCCCCAUGCCAAUCAUAUGGCCACCCAUUCGAAGCGGACACCGUUGAGCCGCAGAUUUCAUCACUAGAUUGGAUAACCGCCCGUCAGCUACCUGACCCUUGGAAAAUAAGACUGCUUGUCGAAGAAUACUUCAACAAUAUCCACCCCCUACGCUGCUUUGCUUUCAUCCACCGGCCUACAUUCCUACAGAGACUGGAUAAAGACAAUAAGUAUUCGCAUAAUGCCUUGCUCCAUAUAAUAUGUGCCCUCGGAGCCCAAUUCCAUGCACUCUCCUACAGUGAGACAGUAUCGCCGCUUCCAUCCAGAUUUGUCCUGCUGGCAGGAAAUGAGUGGGCGAAAGUUGCCCAGAGACUCAUACUUGAAUCGCUAGACUCUGUCACGAUUGAGAACUUGAGGGCAGCUGUAUUGCUAAACGACUAUGCCAUCCGCAUGGGCAACUUUGCAAAUGCCUUCAUGCUGAGUGGUAUCAUUACGCGCAUGACUCAAGCAUUACAGAUCAAUCUGGAGUACAAUACCGAUCUUCUAUGUCAGAAUAAUGAAGUUGGCCCUUCUAUAACGGCCAGGGAAUCUCGUCGGCGAGUGAUGUGGAGUUGCUAUGUGAUGGACGCCCUCGUUGGAAGUGGAGUGGACCAGCUGACACUAAUUGACGAGAAGGACAUGAAAAUCCAGCUGCCAUGCAACGAGAGAAAUUUUACCCAGCAGAUCCCAUGCCUCACAGAAACACUGGAGCCUGGUAGUUGGUUAAACUUUGUCCCCCAAGAAGCUGACCCCAGCGCCAUCCUACCGAAUAUGGGCAUCAUGGCAUAUUUUGUACGGCAUGUCUCCGUUCGCAAAAGGGUUCUAAGAUACAUCAAACAUCUUGAUGAUGCCAUGGUCCCGUGGGAUCCUCAAUCUGAAUUCGCAACGCUAGAUGCAGAUUGUCGCGAAUGGUACGAAUCAUUACCACCAAGCCUGCAGUUCACGCCCAAUGCAAUAUACAUUCGAAAAGAUUCUUCGCAACUUGGUGCUCUUUGCGUCUUACAUUGUGCACACUACCAAACGAUCUGUGACUUAUACCGAUUAGGCGCCCCGGCUCUGUACAAGUUGCGGGCCGCCUUCGAAUUUCCACCUGAACAGCAAGACUUUCUGAGACACCUACAACAGGUCCUUUUUGAUGCAGCAAGGACAUUAGCGAGCAUCAUUGGGGAGACAGCCCAUCAUGGAUCACGCAUGCUGGCGGAUUCUUGGCUUCCGACUAUCACAUAUGAUAGCUGUCGAAUCAUGGUCUAUCAUUUGACCCAGAUUCUAGAUCCGCGUGCUGAAGAAACGAAAAGAAUCACUAUUGAAACGAUUCCGCUUUUACGAAGUAACAUCAACUCUAUGAAAGUCAUGGGAUCACUCAGCAUGAUUUCCAACUCUCUAUGCACUGCGGCUGAGAAGAUGCUUGACCGUUCGGGUAUAGGCUCAGAUGUUGUUGCUCAGAACAGUAUACCUGAUGAUCCUUACCAGCCUCAUGGAGAGGAGGAGCAGACUGAGAGCGUCCCGGGAACCCCAGUCCAGAGUGCACCUGACUACGUGCUGAAUCCAUUGUCUAUAUUUCGCAUGGCGCGCAAGUCUAUCCCUGAAAGGCACGCCCCUGAAAAGGCCGCGACUUCCUCGGCUCCGAAUAGCGCGAAGCCCAAUUCCACCACUGAUACGGAUCCACCUUCAAGUGGCGCUAUGCAGCAAGGGGUAGAUACCGGUACUUCCCACGACCCUGAACUGGGAUUAGGCCAGGCCAGCCUCGAGGAGCUUCAGACACUGUUCAUGUCCGACUUGGGUUGGGCAUGGCAACCAGCAGACACAGCUGUUGGCUCAGGUAUCGAGGCAGCCGGACUAUUGCCAUGGGCUGGUGGCUUUUCCACGACUCAGGCAGAGCCAUGGGUACCGGCAUUCCCGUUCUCGCAACAGACCUAA